UAAAAUGGCCAAAAUGCACAUCCCAGAUCUCAGGACCAAUUAUUUUUACAAGGCAAGAACCGCAUUUUGCAACAAAAUCACAGUAAUAAAAUCUCAGGCGAAUUGAAGCGUCACACUCACUCACAAACCCCUUCACAAAAAGGCAUCCUUUCACACAAAUUACCCUCUAGGGUUCUUCUUCUUCUUCUCCUUCAAAGGGGAAAAUUUUCCUCAGAGCUCAGAAAAAUUCACAUUCUCAGAAUCUCAGAAUCCAAACCACUGGUUUUCCUGUUCCAAAUGGCGAAAACAAGACCAGGCAAAAAGGACGUGGACUCAUACACCAUCAGAGGAACCAACAAGGUUGUCAAAGCUGGUGACUGUGUUCUGAUGCGGCCUUCGGAUACUUCAAAGCCACCGUACGUGGCGCGUGUGGAGAAGAUCGAGCAGGAUAACCGGAGCAACGUGAGGGUGCGGGUGAGGUGGUAUUACAGGCCUGAAGAGUCGAUUGGAGGUCGCAGGCAGUUUCAUGGUGUCAAGGAGCUUUUUCUGUCUGACCAUUUGGAUGUUCAGAGUGCUCAUACCAUUGAAGGAAAGUGUAUUGUGCACUCUUUCAAGAACUAUACUAAGCUUGAGCAUGUUGGUGCUGAGGAUUACUAUUGUAGAUUUGAUUACAAGGCUGCUACUGGGGCUUUCACUCCUGAUCGCGUUGCUGUGUAUUGCAAAUGUGAGAUGCCUUAUAACCCGGAUGAUCUCAUGGUACAAUGUGAAGGGUGCAAGGAUUGGUACCAUCCUGCCUGUGUGGGCAUGACUAUCGAAGAAGCAAAGAAACUGGAGCAUUUUAUGUGUUCUGAAUGUUCGUCAGAUGAUGAUGUGAAGAAACCCCAUGCUACAUUUUCUGCAUCACCAGGUUCUGAUAUCAAGGUGGAGCCUAAGCGGCGGAAGAGAUGACCAACCCUGCUAGAUGUCACUCAUGCCAAAUACAUCUGGUAUGUGGUAGCUGCUGUGUGUGUGUUGUACAGCUUCUUCUAGAGGCUAUAAACACCUUAGUAUUUGACUGAGACUAUGUAUUUAUCUGUGUUAGAUUAUGACAGACAUUCUUCUGUUUCCCUUUGUCUCUGAAAAGAACUAUUAUCCAAGUGUUAAUUCCGGAGGUGAGAUCAAACUUAUGCCUAGGUACAAAGCUAUUCUCAGUUGUUUAAAAUGUUAGUUCCGGUUAGCACUUGACUUUUGUCGUUAAAAAGUAAAAACUAGGAGCCAUCAAAUUUGUUUACCAAUUUCCUUUUUCGAAGGUUGUAUUUAUGGCCAGGAACUACUUGGAAAUUUGGAAUUGAAUGCAAAUGCAAGAGUGUCUUUUGAAGAUUGA
Messenger RNA from Lotus japonicus, 1342 nucleotides. RefSeq names its product chromatin remodeling protein EBS-like. NCBI's taxonomy places the organism in Eukaryota, Viridiplantae, Streptophyta, Magnoliopsida, Fabales, Fabaceae. Bases 277 to 927 code for a protein of 216 amino acids. Gene Ontology annotation, molecular function: chromatin binding. The transcript is spliced from 5 exons. The record is from RefSeq and is a predicted model, not a curated record.